Messenger RNA from Diachasmimorpha longicaudata, 1829 nucleotides. RefSeq names its product cytochrome P450 6k1-like. Gene Ontology annotation, molecular function: oxidoreductase activity, acting on paired donors, with incorporation or reduction of molecular oxygen; heme binding; monooxygenase activity. Bases 116 to 1663 code for a protein of 515 amino acids. The transcript has 5 exons. NCBI's taxonomy places the organism in Eukaryota, Metazoa, Arthropoda, Insecta, Hymenoptera, Braconidae. The record is from RefSeq and is a predicted model, not a curated record.
AUUGUAUGUUUAUAAAUUUAGUGAUUGCUCGGCGACGAUCGAAUGCACUUCUCGGUAUUCGCAAGUGCAUUUUUUAAGUCAACUAAGAGACAGGAAAUAAUCGCCAACCGCUACCAUGACGAUUUCGUGGAGCCGUAUGGUACUGGGGGCAUCUCUCUUAGUGCUCUUCAUCAUCUACUUGAUAUAUCGUUACAUGACGAGGAAUUUUAACUACUGGAAAAAUCGAGGUGUUAUAUUUGUUCCUCCGUCUCCAUUUUUAGGAAACUUUGGUGAAUUUUUAUUGGGAAAAAAAUCAGUCGCGAAUUUUACAAAAGCAGUUUAUAAUUAUGCGCCUAAUGAACCGUAUGUUGGAUUCUUCGGGUUCGAUAAGCCAAUGCUGAUGAUUCGUGAUGUGGGGCUGAUUAACCAAAUACUUGUCAAGGAUUUCAAUUAUUUUGAUGAUCGAUUUGUCAACGCUGGGGCCCAUGACAUUCUAGGGAAUUCCAAUUUGUUUGUAUUGAAAAAUCCCGCUUGGAAAAUUCUGAGGAAAAAUCUCACGCCGAUUUUCACAUCCGGAAAGUUGAAGGAGAUGGUGAAACUCAUUAAAGAAGUGGGUGAAGAUCUCAUUACCCACAUGGAACAUCAACAUUUAGAAGAAUCCGGACAAGUACUUGAAGUGAAAGAAAUUUGUUUAUUAUUCACUAUUGAUAUGAUUGCAACAACGGCAUUCGGGGUGCGAGCCAACUCGUUGAACAAUCCCACUGCUGAUUUUGGGAGGAACUCAAAAGAGAUGUUCAGGGAAACUUUAUACCGUAGUAUUGAGCAGAUUUCUCUGUUCUUUGCCCCCGCCCUAAUGACGCCCCUGCGCUUCCACCUGUUUCCGAAAAACUUGGGUGAAUUCAUGCGCAAAGUCAUUUGGGAUGCUAUCAGUGAACGUGAGAAAUCCGGCAUUCAGAGACACGAUCUCAUUGAUCUUCUGAUUGAGUUGAAGAACCAAAAGCCAGAUGAAGCAGAAGAAACAAUUUUUGAAUUCCAGGGUGACACUGUCGUAGCUCAGGCAGCCCUGUUCUUCGUGGCAGGAUUCGAAACUUCCUCCUCUACCAUGAGCUUUGCCCUCUACGAAUUGGCUGUAAAACCGGAGAUUCAAAAUCGUCUGCGAAGGGAAAUAACUGAUGCGAUAGAACGAAAUGGGGGUAGAAUCACCUAUGAUCUGAUUAUGCAGCUGCCUUAUCUAGACAUGGUGGUAUCAGAAACUCUUCGUAAAUACCCACCCCUACCGCUCCUGGAUCGGCUCACGCGUACGGACUAUCGAGUUCCUGGAACUGAUCUCAUAAUCGAAAAAGGAACUCCCGUUUAUAUCUCCCUAACAGGUCUCCACAGUGAUCCUAAAUACCAUAAUAAUCCGGAGGAGUUCGAUCCUGAAAGAUUCUCAGACGUCAACAAGCACUCGACCAAAAGGGGGUGGAACCCCUUCGGAGAGGGCCCGCACAGUUGCAUCGGUCGAAGACUGGGAUUAUUGCAAUCGAAAUUGGGAAUCAUCGAGAUGUUGCGCAACUACCAGUUCACCCCCUGUGAAAGGACUCCUAUCCCAAUGGUAUUGAGCAAAAAGGGCCUGACCAUGCGCCCCAGGGGAGGAUUGUACCUUCACGUGAAAAAAAUCCACCCACACAUUCACUCCACUUAAUAAUGUUAGAACGACACUUUUUUACAGUCGCCUCUGUGUCCUUACGUCUUCGUAUUAUUUUUUUUACCUAUGUCGAGCGCCUAACAAGCGCCUGUUAUGCAUUGCGGAUGACAUUACCUGAUAUUAGAAUAAAUUAGUAUUCAUUAAUAAAGAAAAGCUCUAAUUA